Anoplopoma fimbria (sablefish) is the source of this 1068-nucleotide messenger RNA. It is a transcript of the gene wnt3, whose product is annotated as wingless-type MMTV integration site family, member 3. The coding region runs from base 1 to 1068 and encodes 355 amino acids. The transcript has 4 exons. Gene Ontology annotation, biological process: cell fate commitment; neuron differentiation; multicellular organism development. Lineage: Eukaryota; Metazoa; Chordata; Actinopteri; Perciformes; Anoplopomatidae. The record is from RefSeq and is a predicted model, not a curated record. Gene Ontology annotation, molecular function: frizzled binding; cytokine activity. Gene Ontology annotation, cellular component: extracellular region.
AUGGAUUUGUACCUGAUUGGAUAUUUGAUGUGUGUGUGGUUGUCCAGCUCGCGGGUGCUUGGAGGCUAUCCCAUCUGGUGGUCCCUGGCCCUUGGGCAGCAGUACUCGUCCCUGGGCUCGCAACCCAUCCUGUGCGGCUCCAUCCCCGGCCUGGUGCCCAAGCAGCUGCGCUUCUGCCGCAACUACAUAGAGAUCAUGCCCAGCGUGGCAGAGGGGGUCAAGCUGGGGAUCCAGGAGUGCCAGCACCAGUUCAGGGGCCGGCGGUGGAACUGCACCACCAUCAAGGACAACCUGGCCAUCUUCGGCCCCGUGCUGGAUAAAGCGACCAGAGAGUCGGCGUUUGUCCACGCCAUCGCUUCAGCAGGCGUGGCGUUCGCAGUGACGCGUUCCUGCGCUGAGGGAACGUCCACCAUGUGCGGCUGCGACUCCCACCACAAGGGGCCCCCCGGCGAGGGCUGGAAGUGGGGCGGCUGCAGCGAGGACGCAGAGUUCGGGGUGCUGGUGUCCAGGGAGUUCGCCGACGCCAGGGAGAAUCGUCCCGACGCACGCUCGGCGAUGAACCGACACAACAACGAGGCGGGACGAUCGACCAUCCUCGACCACAUGCACCUGCGCUGUAAAUGCCACGGCCUGUCGGGGAGCUGCGAGGUGAAGACCUGCUGGUGGGCUCAGCCGGACUUCCGCAUGCUGGGCGACUACCUGAAGGACAAGUACGACAGCGCCUCGGAGAUGGUGGUGGAGAAGCACCGCGAGUCGCGCGGCUGGGUGGAGACCCUGCGCGUCAAGUACAACUUCUUCAAGCACCCCACGGAGCGCGACCUGGUCUACUACGAGGGGUCGCCCAACUUCUGCGAGCCCAACCCGGAGACCGGCUCCUUCGGGACUCGAGACCGCGCCUGCAACGUGUCGUCGCACGGCAUCGAGGGCUGCGACCUGCUGUGCUGCGGCCGCGGACACAACACGCGGACUGAGAAGCGCAAGGAGAAGUGCCACUGCAUCUUCCACUGGUGCUGCUACGUCAGCUGCCAGGAGUGCGUGCGCGUCUACGACGUCCACACGUGCAAGUGA